AUGCCUAGCUUACGCUCCGUCCAUAAGUCCUUGGGACGGGAACUGACCACCCCCCACCACGAUGUGAGCACCCAAACUAGUCCGGAUAAAACUUCACUUGAAGUUAUACAAUUAAAAGAAGAACUCCAAUUAUUGCAAAAAAGGGUCGACCGUCUGUUGCAAACCCAUUUGGAAAAGCAGCCUGAUACGGCAACAUCGAGUCCAAAAACAACUAAAAAAUCUGGGAAAGGAUGUGCUUGCAAAGGGAAAUGUAUAAACAAACCUUGCGGUUGUGUGAAAAAAGAGAUUCCUUGUGGGGAAUUUUGCAAAUACAAACUGGCUAAAUGCCAGAACAAGGAAUCGAACAAAGAAAAUAUCGCGAAUCCAAACGUUCAGGCCACGCUGGCUGGGGUGGCAGACCAUGUCUCGAGUAAUUUGUCUGUACUUACGCUCAAAGACAAUCAUCAGACGAGCGUUAUGGGUGGUGCUGUGGGUCCGUCUAAUGAAAACCUCAAGAAUCUUGCAAAGGCAGCAAAGAGUAUUUUUAGUCCAGAUACCUCUACAGCGUAUGAAGAUGAACUUCCGUCAGACAAUGUCAAGUUGAAUGCUACGUUUCAGUUUGGUGAUUCCAAAAAAAAUUUAAGCUAUAGAUCGGACUCAUCACCAGACGAUAGGUUUCACCCCACUCACACCAGAACGAACAACGCAGCGAAGAACCCUGAAAAAAUUUUUGGCAAACCACCAAUUCGAGAAGAUUCUGACGACGAUGUAGAACUUUCAAUUGAUCCAAUGAAGCCGACGCGGCAAUUACCUCGUACGCCCGUCAGCGGAUCACCUCAAAGUUUUCGACUUGAACUAUCUGUUGCAUCUAUUUCUUGUUUGCAAAACGAGACUAAAGAAGAACCAAUACUGCCUCCAGAAGAUUUUAAUGCACCGGUGGUGAAUUUCGAAAAACUAAAGAAGGCUAAAGAAGAACCAAUUAAAAGUCUGCGUUAAAAUAGCCAAGAAAGAUUGAAAUUUAAACUGGGAUUUUUUUUUUAAAUUUAAUUUCACCUUGUUCUGGCAUUUAGCCAGUUUGCAUUUGCAAAAUUCCCCACAAGGAAUCUUUUUUUUUACACAAUCGCAUGUUUUGUACAUGCAGUAAUUUCCUUUACAUGUACAACCUUUCCGAGAUUUUUUAUCAAUUGUUGUGCUCGCUGUUUCCGCAUUCGGCUGCUGUUCCAAAUGUGUUUGCAACUGACAGUCGACCCUUUUUUGCAAUAAUUGGAGUUCUUCUUUUAAUUGUAUAACUUCAAGUGAAGUUUUAUCAGGGCUAGUUUGCGCGCUAGCAUCCUGUGUGCUGUAAUUCAAUUGAAACAUUUCAAGCAUUUAAUGAUAAUCAGUGGUAGAUAGGGCAAUGAUAUACCAUACAUCAAUCAUUGACUGAGGAUAUGUAAAGACUUAUAACCCUGAGACUUUAUUCCGCAACUCUGUUCGCUGCUGUAUAAAGCGUCACUUUACGGAACGAAAACUGCCACAAAAAGUGGACUUUUCAAUGCCCAUGCCGUAAAAAGUAAGUUAUUUGGUAUAUUAUACCAGCCCGAUUCAAUUUCUUUUGAACGGAGGCCAAAUACCUUAUAUUUGGAUUGAUAUUCGCCAUAUUUGCACUCGAGCGCCCUUCCGUUAUUCAAUCUGAACAUAUCUUCCGAAGGAGACAAGUAUUUUACAUGCGCAGUGUUUUUCAGUAAAAUCGCUAUGAACUAAAUAGUGUUAAUUUUUAUUCUAUUCUUUCAAAUAUUCAGCUUCGUCUGAUGGCUUCGUUCGAUCGUAAGACCGAACCCCUUUCAUUAUGAAUAUUAUUUCAACAACGAGUAUUUUCUAGAGCAAGCCUCUGAUUCUUAUUUGGGUUUCCAUGUAUACUCCAACGAGUGGCGACGAAACGAAUUGUACUUACUGUAACUGUCUGCAAAAUAAAAUGAUACAUUGAAAACCACAAUUUCCAAUCUAUAGCUGGUGAUAUGCUAACAUCGGAAUCUUAUCUCAUCGUUAGACAAGGUCAAUGAUUUGUUGGAAGUAGAAGACUCUUGAGGCUUCCGAAAGGUCUUACGACAUUUUCUGUAUCCGUUUUUGACAGAGAUAUCGUAAUUCAAAGACUGCACGUGUCCAAACUUUUUGCAUCGACCUUUGACGCAUUCAUUCGAGCGAUAAACUGUUUAGCAUGAAACCAUCCAUAUAUAAUUGGCGAUAAUUGAUAAGAAUUCGAUUACAAAUAAUCCG
Molecule: messenger RNA, 2235 nt
Organism: Diprion similis
Lineage: Eukaryota; Metazoa; Arthropoda; Insecta; Hymenoptera; Diprionidae
Exons: 5
Coding region: 1-975 (324 amino acids)
Source: RefSeq, a predicted model, not a curated record